AUAUAGUUUGGCUUGACCAAUUUUAGAAACCUACUACUACUUCGUACCUAGCUGCCUAGCAACUCCACGGCGAAGCUUCCAAAGCUUCAUCCCAUCCAUCCUUCAUUCUUCCAAGGUCAAAAUCCACCCUUUAUUUCUCAAUUUACUACGUACACCCUUAAAUCUUGAGGCUGUCUAUUUGCGGAUUUGAAACCGUCCGUUAUCUUUUCCAUCCGCGAGAGAGGCGACUCGAAGAUAAUUCGACAUGGAUUAUCGAUCACCUUCUCGAGACCGUUACGAGUCGCGCUCUCCCACUCCAAAGUCGCGUUAUUCACGCUCGCCAUCUCCAGCUCGCCAUCGUCGAUCCCCUACCAAGUCGCCGACCCCCGUCUCUCGUCGAAAUGGUAGACUUCGUAGUGAGAGCCGGAGCCCGAGUCGUGGUCGAGAUGACAGGGGUAGAAGUGAGAGCCCAUUGAGAGGGAGUACCAAGAUUGUGGUCGAAAAGUUGACGAAGACUGUCAAUGAGGAACACUUGCAUGAAAUCUUUGGCCAGUACGGUCCUAUCCGAGACUUGGACAUGCCUAUGAAUAGACAAUUCAAUACAAAUCGUGGAACUGCGUAUAUCCUCUACGUUCACGAAGCUGACGCCGAAGCCGCCAUUGCUCACAUGCACGAAGCCGUUGUCGAUGGCACGGUAAUCAAUGUAUCCAUCGUGCUUCCUCGACGCAAAUUUUCUCCUUCUCCUCCGACCGCAACGCGAGGCGCCAACAUUGAUCCUCGGCAUCCCGCGCCCGGUUCUCGGGCUGGCGGCAGAGCCGGCGCCGGUAGUUCUACAAGCGGUGGAAGAGGAGCAGGAUUUGGAGCGAGACAGCCGCGCUCUCCCCGCUACAGUCGCUCCGGCCGCGACAACUUCGAUACUUACCGUCCGCGCUCUUACUCGAGAUCCCGAUCGCCUACUCAUCGCCGUAACCGAAGUCCGUCUGGCUCGUUCGGCUCUAGAUCUCGAUCUCCGCCGCGACGACGAGGUGGUAGGAAGGAAAACUACAACGGCCAUGACGAUGAUCGACGACGUAGUCCUAGUUACGACAGUUUCCGGGGUCGCAGCCGUUCCCGUAGUCGUGGGAGGGGAUACCGUUAGAUUAGGACAACCGUGGUCGUGUUGCAUUUUGACGGGCGUUUAUUGAGGAUCGCAAAAUACCUAGACGUGAUGGGGAAGCUUCUCGUGUACGUUUGAAGAGGAAGCAGCCGGUGACAGGAUGAUGGACUACCAAAUCGGUAG
Messenger RNA from Annulohypoxylon maeteangense, 1258 nucleotides. RefSeq names its product RNA-binding domain-containing protein. The record is from RefSeq and is a predicted model, not a curated record. The coding region runs from base 245 to 1117 and encodes 290 amino acids. Gene Ontology annotation, biological process: mRNA splicing, via spliceosome. NCBI's taxonomy places the organism in Eukaryota, Fungi, Ascomycota, Sordariomycetes, Xylariales, Hypoxylaceae. Gene Ontology annotation, cellular component: nucleoplasm; cytoplasm; ASAP complex. Gene Ontology annotation, molecular function: RNA binding. The transcript has 3 exons.